Auxenochlorella protothecoides is the source of this 540-nucleotide messenger RNA. RefSeq names its product COP9 signalosome complex subunit 6a. The record is from RefSeq and is a predicted model, not a curated record. The transcript has 4 exons. Gene Ontology annotation, cellular component: COP9 signalosome. Lineage: Eukaryota; Viridiplantae; Chlorophyta; Trebouxiophyceae; Chlorellales; Chlorellaceae. The coding region runs from base 1 to 540 and encodes 179 amino acids.
AUGCAGCAAACGAGUGAUACUACUGUGGAGCGACCAGCGAGCACAUCUGGUCUCCAGUUCCGACUUCACCCGACCUCCGAGGCGGAGCGGGUGGGCGUAGCCCAGGUGGCGCAGCUCCUGCCCAGCGGCGCCUCUGCCGGCUCUGGGCAGCUGAGCGCGCAGCUGAGCGGCACGCUGAGCGCGCUGGACAUGCUGAUGGAGCGGGUCCGCAGCGUGCACAGCGUGAUGCAGCGCAUGGCGGCGGGGGAGGUGCCCUUCGACGCCGACGUCGCCCGGGGGGCGGCCGCGCUGGCUUCGGGGCUCCCGGCCCUGGGCGACCUGGCGGCCCUGCGCCAGGAAGUUUCAGGCGAGGCCGACGUGCUCAUGAUGGUGCUAGCUGCCGCGGUGACCAAGGGCUCCGGAGCAGGCACGUCGGGAAUGAUCAACAGGUACAAUCUGGCCUACGAUCGGACUGGUGCUGCCGGCAUCAGCAAGCGCCUGACCGUGCCUCCCACGGGGGGCGCAACCCGCUCGCCCUCAGAGCCGCUGAUCACCCCCUGA